This is a messenger RNA of Paramormyrops kingsleyae, 4804 nucleotides long. RefSeq names its product homeobox protein Hox-C6a. Gene Ontology annotation, molecular function: RNA polymerase II cis-regulatory region sequence-specific DNA binding; DNA-binding transcription factor activity, RNA polymerase II-specific. NCBI's taxonomy places the organism in Eukaryota, Metazoa, Chordata, Actinopteri, Osteoglossiformes, Mormyridae. Gene Ontology annotation, biological process: anterior/posterior pattern specification; regulation of transcription by RNA polymerase II. The record is from RefSeq and is a predicted model, not a curated record. Gene Ontology annotation, cellular component: nucleus.
GCUAAUUUGAUGUGCAAUAAUUACACAAGUCAUUAUGAGCAAAUCUGUUAGGUGAAAUAUCGAACAUAGUUUGUUUAUAUAAUUAAAAGGUGACCAUCUAAGUCCGCGUGUAUGUUUCUAAUAGCUACCAGGCACGUUUUAAGAAGCCUGGAAUACAUUAACUUCAAAACCAAUGGCCUUUCGUCACUGCACAAGCACCAAAUAUAAUUAAAACCUAUUAUACACGUGAAGUCAUGUACGUAUGCGUCACUGAUAUAAAUGUCCAUUUUUAACGAUGCUCGGUCCUUAAGGAUAUUUUGUUGUUUUACAAAACAUUAACGUUAAAAUGGUCGCAAUCGUAUUUAAAAGGUAAUAAUCUCUUCAAUUAAUGAAUAUAUAAAGUAGGUGUAAAGGAAAUACGAAAUAAUACGAAAUUAUUGUGACAUAUUACAAGCUGUCGAAGUGAACAUGUAUUAAAACUUGAAGAAAGUAUUAAAUACCUUUUCAUUAUUUUAAGUUGAAUGCCAAUUAAAAGAAGUACACUAAGCAGAGAGAAAAAUUGAUUGAACCCAGACCUAAGUGAUAAAUAGCAAACGACAAUGAUUGCUUUGGCUGUUCAGGCUUGUUUUAACAUUCCACGCGCCAGUAAAACUGCUUGGUCAAUUUAUAUAUUAAAUGUUAUUAAAUAAUAUUAACGCUGUUCCCCCAUUUUUUAUGUUUAUGAACAGAAACAAAUACUGUCCUCACGGUCCAUUUAUAGUUGUAGAUACAGAUCCAGAUCGUUAUAUGUCUAACAGUAAAUUGUUUUGUGAUGUUUAUUUCAAGUAGCGGUGCCCAUCGUGGCUGUUACUUUUGUUUUCGAUGAGGCAAUAAAACACUUUCAAGUUUCUGCUCAGUUUAUGGCAAGCGCUAAAGUAGUCAGCCGUCCGUAGGUUAUUUAGCAGUUGACUGAAGGUCGCGACAGCUUUUUAAUUCCACAAAACGGCUGGGAUUUUCGAGCUUGUACUUUCAAUGGCAAACGCCGUGAUGUAUUGAUAUACACAGUAAAACUGCUGAUCACCUAAAUAAUAUGAUACCGUUUUGGAAAACCCUCCUUUAAGUUCAUGCAGAAUAAAAUGUAAUAUAGACGUACCAUAUUUUACCCGGCAACGAGUGCGUCAUAAUUGUUAAGUGUUUGUGAAUUAAAAUGUCUUAUUUCACAUAACCGAUCGCCCAACUUUCACAAUGGUUUGUAUACAGCAAUCCUAUUGUUUGGCUAUAAAGCUAAAGUUUAAUACAGGUAUUUAGUCUUGUACAUAUAUAUAGGCUAAUGCUAUAUUUUAGUAGCGUUAUACUAAUUUUAUACCAGUUUUACUUGCCUGCUACUUCGUGAUCAUGAUAGCCUAAGAGCGCUAUGUGAAUGGCCGACCUGAAGAUUUCAGAAGCAUUUUCCUUCCUUUCAUACAAGAUAUCACUCUAAUGAAAUCGGUUCGGAGACAGCAGGCCUAAAAAUACAUGUGUUUUUGCUUUAUAUUUCAUUGCAAAGAAACGCAAAGAAACCAGUGCGAACAAGUAUUAAAGUUAUUUUUAUUAGUGCAUAAACCGCUAAACACUAUUGCAUAUACUGCCCCUACAUACAUAAAAAUAGAAUACAAACGCAUAAAAUGUAUUUGCCCUAACGUCCUCGAAAAUAGUGGGGAGGCUGAGAUGCCCUGGCGAUUUGCUGGAAGCGGUCACCUGUCUGAUUUUAUGACUUCUCUAGCUUACACAGGCGUUAAGACAUUCUUCUGCAGUAAAACAGAUUUACUCCUAGUCCCCGCUCCACAUGCAUGCGCACCAUGUGUACACAGCGGCGUUUCUUUCUGGGGUUUCAUCGGGGUUAUACACUUAGCAACGCGACCAGUAAACACGCCAAAAUGGUUGUUCUUUAGAAAUGCAAGAAAUUGCUAUUUUACAGAAACAUUUUGUUCUGAUCUUGGGCGCAUUUAAGAACGUAAUGUUCAAUGUGCGAUUGGUGCUAAAAUAUCACUAUCAAUAUGUUAACAGCUAUGUUUUCAUGUUUAACCCAGGUAUAAUAUCCUCGCUCUCGCAAAAAGCUUUUAACAUGAUGUCAGUGAUGCAUUCUCGGCCUGCAAGUGUCUUGCAUAUUACCAGAAAUAUUCUAGCGCUGGUAGAGGACGGAGCCAGUGAAUUAUUCGUAAACUGGACGUGCAUUAAUAUAAUAAUAACGAGUGAAUUAAGCCGCCAAGAUUAAGAUCAGAACGAAGCCGGGUUGUUCCUUUCAAUCAGCGUCAAAUCGCGCGCUAAUUUACUGUGUAUCGAUUAAGUGUUUCUGCACUAAUAUAAAAGUUUCUGUGCAUCUUAAUUUCGUUUUCUUAUUCUUCGGAUCUAUAACAAAAACAGAUCGGUGUCAUUUGCUUUUAGGCGUUGGAGGAUGUUAUUUAGAUUAAAAGUGAAUAUUGAUGUAAACACACAAAACAGCGGAAAUAAAAAAUACAUUUUGCCCCAUGAAUUAAUGAAAGAUAAACGCAGCUCACUUUCUAGGUUUGCCACGUUAGUCUUCACGUUGUUUUUUAUUCCGACAACCGUUUGCAGGAUCUUUUAAUGCACAAGGCGUCUUUAAGUUGUGUUAAACCCCUAUAAAGUUAAUGCAAUUAAAUACCUAAAAUGUCGAAAUGCGUUUUAAAUGAUUAUUAAUAAGCGUCUUCCUGCAAGCAAUAAACUGAAAUUUUUAUAUGUCCGAUUUAUUUUCUGAAUUUUCAUUUUCAAAAAGGUUUCUUUAAAUCAUCUAUUUCAAUUAAAAUUGAAAUAUAUUGCUAGAAAAGAAAGAUGCUUAUCGAUCUGAGAUACUACGUUGUCAAGAUAAUUCUACGACUAGGUAAUUGGAUUACUGUACCCUGCGUGCAGUUGGCUAAUCAGAUUUUCUUUUAAACACGACAGUCAUGAAUAUAUAACUAUAUAUAACAUAGACAUAUGGACCCGUCAUGCAAAUGAAUAUACAAGUCUUGUUACGUUACUUUUUAAGUGUUAGUUUUUCUUCAUAAUCUCUUGGACUCAUACAUUCACUUUUUUACGGAUCGAUUCGAUUAUGGAUCAGAUUCUAGAACGGGACAGUCAGAAAAAUUACUAAACAUUCAUAAAUACAACGGUGUUCAAUCGUAUGUGUGUGUGUGUGUGUGCGCGCGCUGGUGCUGUGCGUGCGUGUGUAUGUGUGUGUGUGCGUGCGUGUGUGUGUGAGUGAGUGAGUGAGUGCACUGCUAUUUCCGUCAAAUGAAUAAAAAAACGAAGUUUUUCCCCCCCACUUUCCUUCUAUUCCUCGCUUUUUAUUGGAGGAACAUGGUCAGCUGACAUUGUCAUUCUCUCUGACUUGGGUUGAAGCCUUAGCUAUAACAUUCGAGCUGUGUGCCUCUAGCGAAGCCCUGAAAUAAAUUAAACAGAAAUCACAGUCCGCGCUCCUGUUAAAACACAGAAAAAAUAAAGAAGGAGAGAACGAGAGACAGGGAGGCAGAAAGAAAAACGGAAAGAAAAAGAAAAAGUGGGAGGGAGGGAGAGAGAACGAGAGGGAGAGAGGCAAGGUAUGAAUUCGUAUUUCGCAAAUCCGUCGCUCCCUUGCCAUAUAGCUGGUGGUCAAGAAGUUUUACCCAACGUGGCUCUAAAUUCGUCCAGCUAUGACCCCGUUAGACAUUUUUCGUCCUACGGGACAGCCGUGGCCCAGAACCGGAUCUACUCCUCACCUUUCUAUUCGGCCCAAGAUAACGUUGUUUUUGGAUCCAGCCGGGGACCGUACGAAUAUGGAGCUAACGUGUUCUACCAAGACAAGGAUGUUCUGCCUAGCUGCAGGCAAACUAGCAUGGGACAGACUGCACAGAGCUCGCUUGCACAGGACUACACCUCGGAACAGGGCAGAACAGGAUCACAAGAGCAGAAAGGAAGCAUUCAAAUCUAUCCAUGGAUGCAGCGAAUGAACUCUCACAGUGGAGUCGGAUACGGGUCAGAUAGACGGAGGGGUCGGCAGAUUUACUCCCGAACGCCAGAUCAAAAUCUGGUUCCAGAAUCGCCGUAUGAAAUGGAAAAAAGAGAGCAAUCUAACUUCGACUUUGAUGGAAAACGGAUCUACUGGAGCAACUCAAGAAGCAGAGAAGGAGGAUACCGAAGUGGACACGGACGAGAAGAAAAAGGAGAAAACGCCGAUUUCCUAAUCCACAAAUACAUUAGUGGUAUAUCAAAGUAUAAUUAAACUACCUAUCUUAAAUUUUAUUUGGCACAAUUUUUACACAUAGGUAUGCACACAUGUUCGCACGCAUAUAUGAGUGCGCGCACGAUAUCACACAAUUGCACACACAUAUAACGACAGCAAGAUGCAUUUAAAAUGGACAUCACUGUGCUAUAGUAAGAAACAUGCAACUUCAGGAAAUACAUGUUUUCGCUUUAAUUGUUUCGUGUCAGAUUUGAGUGAUCCUCGUUAUGGACAGAAUUCCAUUCAAUGACUUGACAUUCCCUGAUCAUUCCCUGCUCUACAAGAAUGGACUGCGGUAAAACAACGGUUCUAGUACCCUUAAAACAUAUCGGACGCUUUAUACUAAAAUACUUUGUCUCAUAAAAUUCUGUGAACUUGUAUCUGGCAAAAUGUUUUCCUUAACGUGGAAACCUGCUGUGUGCUAAUUAAGCAUCGCACACGUAGGUUAUUCCCGAUAAGUGUGAAGGUAAUGACGCAUUUUGUUUAUUACGAGCAUUCGUGCUGUCUGUUUAGCUAAUUUCUUGUAUAAAUGCAUAUGAACAAAAGUUGUACUUGGACGAACUAUACUACCUGAAUUGUUAAUAUGACUUGUAUAUAUGGUGUGCUUUA